Tachyglossus aculeatus (Australian echidna) is the source of this 1470-nucleotide messenger RNA. RefSeq names its product La ribonucleoprotein 6, translational regulator (gene LARP6). Bases 49 to 1419 code for a protein of 456 amino acids. Gene Ontology annotation, cellular component: nucleus. Gene Ontology annotation, molecular function: mRNA binding. Gene Ontology annotation, biological process: RNA processing. Lineage: Eukaryota; Metazoa; Chordata; Mammalia; Monotremata; Tachyglossidae. The record is from RefSeq and is a predicted model, not a curated record. The transcript has 3 exons.
UCGGUCCCUGGGCCGUGGGUUGCCCCGCCUCCGGCCUUCAGCAGGCCCAUGGAGCCGGCCGGAGAGGAGGAGAUGGGGGCCUGGGUGCGAAUCCGGGUGGCCGUGCAGCCUGCCGAGGAGGAGGAGGAGGAGGAAGAAGAAGAAGAAGGAUCCGGGGCUGCCACCCAAGAGGGCACCCGCUGUCAUCUCAGUGCCAGCGAGGAAGAACCAGGCCGCAGCCACAGCGGCGCGGCCACGAGCGGGGGAGAGAACGACGGGGACGAUGCGGACCCCGCCUGGACGCCCCCAGAGCCCGAGCUCAUCAGGAAGCUGGUGGACCAGAUCGAAUUUUACUUUUCGGACGAGAACCUGGAGAGAGACGCCUUCCUGCUGAAGCACGUCCGCAGGAACAAGAGGGGCUUCGUCAGCAUCAAACUCCUCACGUCUUUCAAAAAGGUGAAGCACCUGACCCGGGACUGGCGCGCCACGGCCCACGCCCUGCACCACUCGGCCGCGCUGGAGCUGGACGCGGACGGGCGCAAGGUCCGCCGCCGGGCACCGGUGCCCGCCUUCCCCGCGGAGCACCUCCCGGGGAAGCUGCUGCUGGCCCACCACCUGCACCGACUCCCCGGGCCCGCGGAGGACGGGGCGAGGCGGGAGUGGCUCCUGGCCCACCUGCUCGGCCUCUUCGGCGCCUUCGGCCCCAUCGCGGCCGUGAGGCUGCUGCGGCCCGGGGAGGAGCCGCCCCCCGACCUCAGGCGCCUCGGCGGCCGCUACGACGGGGUGAGCGACACCGAGUGCGCCCUCGUGGAGUUCGAGGAGGAGCACGCGGCCGCCCGCGCCCACGAGGCCCUGGGCUCCGCAGGCCCCGGGGUGCGGGUGGUGCUGAUCGGCACGAAGCCCCCCAAGAAGAAGAAGAAGAAGGAGCCCAAGCCCCAGCACGGGGACCCCGGCCCGCACGGGCCUUCGCGCCCCAAGUCGCUCAACCGGCGCCUGGAGGCCCUGCAGUCCGGCGGCGACGAGUCCUCGGCCAACAGCUCGUCCGAGCCGGACAGCAACCCCGCCUCGCCCCGGGCGGCUCGCCACGCCCGCGGACCCCUGCGGCUCGGCGCCCCCAAGUCCCCCCUGGCCGAGGCCGCCGCCGCCGGACGCCUGUGCCCCGAGCCCCCGCCGGGCACCGACUACUCGUCCGACAGCAGCAUCACCCCGUCCGGCAGCCCCUGGGUCCGCCGCCGCCGCCAGGCCCGGGCCGACGCGCGGGAGCCGAGCCCCGGGGCCAGUCCCCUGCUCCCGCGCCGCCCGCCGCCCAGCGACGGAUGUCCGGUCGGGGUCCUGCGCCUCCCCCGGGGUCCCGACGGCUCCAGGGGCUUCCGCGACAGGCCGGAGCCAAGGGGGACGAUGCCCGCACCCGGCUCCGGCCCCAGGCCUUUUGAGAACUAACCCCCCCCCCGGGUCUCGGGAUAAGCGGAGCAUCGUGGCGUAGUGGAAAAA